This is a messenger RNA of Cinara cedri, 10570 nucleotides long. The record is from the annotation of a GenBank genome assembly. NCBI's taxonomy places the organism in Eukaryota, Metazoa, Arthropoda, Insecta, Hemiptera, Aphididae.
UUUUCAAUUGUUCAUUGUUACUUGUUAGUUUACAAUAUUUAUUAAAAUUAAAGACAUUUUAUAAAAAUGAGUGACACUACAGGUAAGAAUAAUUUAUAUUUUCGAAGUUAAUAAUGUUUGUUUAUUAUAUACUAUUAUAAAUUAAAUAGAGUCAUCCAGACCAAAACGAUUAAAACCUGGACAAUCCAGUCGGUUUGAAGCUCUAGCAAAAUUAAAAAAACUUAAAUCUGAUGGAACUAAGCAUAAGUAUGAAGUAGAGCCCUUGCAAAAUGUUUAUGAAGAAGUUUCAGAACAAGAAUAUACUAAUAGAGUUGUAAAGAGGCAACAAGAUAACUGGAUCGUUGAUGAUUGUAAAACAUAUAAAUUAAUAUUCAAACAAAAUAUAUACCUAUAUAAUUUAAAAUUAUUGUUUUCUAGUUGAUGUUGAUGGCUACGUUGAAGAUGGAAGAGAAAUUUUUGAUGAUGAUUUGGAUGAAGCUUCAAUUGUUAAAGAAGAAAAAAAAGGAAGAGGUAAAAAAAGAAGUAGAGCUGACAAAAGUUUUGAUGAAGAUGCUUCCUCUUCAAAUAGAGAUAUUCAAAAAAUGUUUGCUAAUAUGCCUAUAAAGAAAAAAAAAGAAGUAGGUAUAUUUUAUAUUUUAAUAUUCUCUUUUUUUUUCGAGUGUUAAAUAUCUUAAAUUACAAAUUAUAUUAUUUUAAAUCCAAAAAUCAUCAAAUAUUGGUAAGUAUUUAUAAAUAUUUAUAUAUUUAUAUAUAUUUGCUCUGCUCAGAAUUAAAAAUUUAAUUAAUUCAAUUUGAAUAAAACUGUAUUUAUUUUAGGUAGCAAUUAAUCUAGUUGAUGAUAAUAUUCUUGAUGAUUUAAUUCAAGAGUUGGACAGUUCUCCUAAACCAGGAAUUUCAAAAACACCUCGAUUGAUUCAUAGUAAAGUGACUGAUAAAAUAAAAAGAGAAAGCCAAACAAGGUAAACUAAAUUAGUAUUUAGUAAUGUAAUGUUUAUACCUACUUUUUUACAUGAUUUUUAGUUGUUUAUAUAUUGUUAAUAUUUUACAGAGGAUAUUUAGAAUCAUUUUCUACUGUAUUGAAAUCUCCGUUGACAUCUGUGAAUAAUACAAUUUCUAAAAUAAAAUAUUCCAAUGAAACAUCAGAAAGUAAUAAGUUGAAUGAUCUCAAUAUUAAUGAAACUAAUGAUCAGAAUAAAGAUAAUAAAAUAAUGAAUGAAGUAAAAGUUAAUAAAAUUAUUGAUAUGAUUUUUAUAUAAUUAUCAACUUAAAUAAAAAAUUAAAAUUAAAUACCUUUCUAUUUUAAUUUAAUAUAAAUUGCAGCCUGAAUUAAAAACUGAUUCUAUAAAACAAGAAUUUGCUGCAGAUGAAAAUUUGAUGGACAGUAUUGAUGAUUUUGAUUUUGAAGCAGCAAUGGAGGUAAACAUACUUAAAAGAAUUAAAAGAGGUGAUUUUCUAUCUGUCACACAUGUAACAUAGGAAUUUGGACAUGUUCUAUUUCCAGUAUACCGAUUGGUCUUCUUGAAUGAUAAAAAUUAUGAAAACAGAUAUGAAUUUGUCAUCAAAUAUACUUGAAAUCGACUUUCUCACUUUUUUGAUUUUAUUCCCCUAAAUCCUGAAAAGAACCUUAUUAUGGACCAAAUUUAAAUUAAAUUAAUUCAUCUAUUAUUCUUUUAAAAACCUAAUUAGCAUUUUUAAGAUUUAUAGGGAGAUAAAAUCAAAAAUGUAAAAAAACUGAUUUCAAGUAGAUUUGACAACUAAUUCAAAUCUGUUUUCAGAAAAACACUUCACAAAACCAAUCAGUACAGUGAAAGUAGAAUACAACUAUAUUCCUAUGUUGCAUGUGCGUAAGAUAAAAGCAUAAAAUGACCGCUUUCAGUUUCCUUAAACUAUCAAUUUAUGAAAGUAAUAUUUUUUCUAACUACAGGAUGAAAAAAGUUUUGUUGAACUAUCAAACUUAAGUAUUAAAAAAGAGCUAGAGGAAACUAAAAUUAAAAUUGACUUUGAAGAUACUGAAUGGCCUAUUGAAAAGUAAUUAUUAGAACAUGAUUAUUUUUGUAAUUUUUAAUGUGAUUUUAAAUUAAAUAGUGUUCAAGAAGAAGAACAAGUUGCCUUACCACAUGACGUUUCUUCUAAAUUACCUUUGACAACAAAUAAAAAUGGAACUCAAGUAAGUAAUUUUAUGUCUGAAAAUUAAAAUAUGAACAUAACAUUUAUAACGUUAUAGAAUAGUUUAAACAAAUUUAUUGAAAUUUAAAUUCAUUAAAUGUGUGGAUUUUAUGAUAAUUUACCACAUCUUUAAUAAUAAAUAAUUCACCAACUGUAUUAAAUUAAUAUUAUAAAUAUUCAGAUUUAUUUCAACUUUAUUAAUAUUGUUUGUACUAAAUAUUUAUUUAUUUUAUUUUAAAAUUAAUGUCAAACAGCAAUUACAACUAUAAUAUAUAUAAAUUCUAACAGUAUAUGCACAUGUCAAUUUAAUAUAUGAAUUGUUAAGAGUCAAGGAGUAUGUAUUCUGAGCAUGUGGUGAAGGGGGUGGUUAUGCUUAGGGAUAACGAUAGAAGACUCAUUAAGGAUAGAACAAUAGGAGACCUUAAAAGAAACUUACUAGAAGAUCAAGAACAUUCAGCCAACCAUUUGGAAAUGAAUGAAUGAAGUGUUUUGAAAUGUUGCGAUUCAAGAGUUUGAUAGAGAGGACUGCUUGGAUAAGCUUAUAGUCAUGGUGGACGACUGAGGGAUAAAGAAUGAAUGCAGUAUAAGCUAAGAAUUUAUUCUGUAUACAUUUUAGACAAAGUUAAUCUUUUGCAAUGAAAGCGUGAUAAAUAACCGAACCGUAUUAUAGUUGUUUGACAAGUGAAAGAUACAAAAAGAGGAUUUUAAUUUUUUGCUAUUAUAUUUAAUGAACCCAAAGAUUUUCAGCAUUCUAUUGGCCAUAAAGUUAAAAUGAUUUAAAAGAAAGAGAGCAAGUGUAGUAGAUAUUAUCUAGAUCUUUAAUAAUGGAAACACAUCAUAAGAAAGAGUUGUGUAUUGUAUAGGUGAGAGCAAUAGGAGAGCGAGAUUUAGAGAAGGAAAUUAUUAUAUUACAUUGUUUUAUAGCUAAUAAUUAGGGCUCAGAAUUUGACCUACAAAUCUUGAAAAAAUGCAUAAAAUGAUUAAACAUAUUUAAAAAUAAUCUAAAAAAUGUUUAUUUUAUUAUCAAUUAUAAAAAUUAAAUUAUUAAAUUAAAAAUAUCACUUAAAUAUAACACUCAGAACUUUUUAUGUGCCUAAAAAUCUUUUUCUAGUUUCUGGAUUUUACUAAUUUCAAUUUUAAAAAUUAGAGGAAGUUAAAAUAAAAUUAGGUACCUAGGCAAAUAAAUAUUAUAUUAUUUGUAUACAUUUCAUGUCCAUAUGUGAGUGGGUGUUGUAUUUUAUCGAGGCAAACAGAGAAUGUACUGUUUGCACUCGUGCCUUCCUCAUUAUAGCUCAGACUUAAAACCAAAAAAAUGCAAAUUUACUUAAAUAAAAAAUAUACCAAAAUUGAUAAAAAAAAAAAAAAAAUGAUGAAUCAAGAAAAACCAAAAAAAAAAAAUUUGUACCAUUGAAUUCAACUAGAAUGUAAACAUUAGAAAAAAAUAUGUGAAUGUAUGAAGUUUUAGAUCCUACAAAUAAUAUACGAAUAAUAUUUUUUAAAAUAUAAUUUAAGGUUUUUCGUUUCUAUUAUUUGGAUGCAUUUGAAGACGUAUAUAAACAACCUGGAGUGGUAUGUCUUUUCGGAAAAGUGAAACCUGUUAAUUUUGAUUCAUAUGUUAGCUGUUGUGUAAUAGUUAAAAACAUUGAAAGAAGAAUGUUUUUGCUCCCAAAGAAUUUAGUAAGAUUAAAAUUAUAACCAACAAAUAUUAAUACUCAACUGAUAACCAAUACAUUAAUUAAAUAUUUUUUACAGACAUCCGAUAAUGAAGAAGUUAAAAUGAUUGAUGUGUAUAAUGAAUUUAAUAGUCUGGUUGACAAAUAUCUAAUAAAAAAUUUUAAAUCUCGUAAAAUCUCAAAAAAGUAUGCUUUUGAUCUUGCAGAUGUUCCAGAUGAAAGUGAAUAUUUGGAAAUUAGAUACUCUGUUAGUACAUUGUAUGAUUAAAAAGCUUAAUACAAAGAUAUCUAAUUACCUAAUUUUCUUAUAAGGCAUCUCAUCCACCUUUACCUGAUAAUUUAAGUGGAAAAACCUUUAGCAAAGUAUUUGGUACAAAUACUUCAUUUUUAGAGCUUUUACUUUUGGAUCAAAAGAUUAAAGGACCAUGUUGGCUGGAUAUAAAAACUCCACAACUUUCUAAUAGUCCUAUGAGCUGGUGCAAACUUGAGGUAACCAUUAUGUUAAUUAAUCUGUUUGUUUCUUAUUUUAAAUUUUCUGUUAAGUAAGAAAGAUAUUAGUUUUAAAGUUAAGAAUUAAAUGGUUUUUUUAUGAUACAUAAAUUAGGGAUGGGCAACCCAAAGUUACUAGAGGGCCAAUUUUAAAAAUCUAGCAGGGCCAGAGCUUGAAAGCAAAAAAAAUCAUUCAAGUUUCAAAUUUACAAUUAGCAUUUAUUUUGUAAAAUUUUUACAACUUGUUUAAUAUGAGAUUUGAGGAUGUAUAGUUGCAAUGAUAAUUUAGCUAAAUCCAACUUCUAUUCUAAAGUGGAAGCACAUAAUAGUUGACUUAAUGUUUCACUUAUAAGGCAAUUUAUUUCCUUUGAUUUGAUAUGCUUCAUAGAAAAUGUAUAUUCACAAAAGGAAGUCAUUCCAAACAUAGAUAAUAUUUUAAAUGCAAAAUGCAUAAAUAUGGAUACUUUUCAACUGGUCAUGUUUUCAAAAAUGAUACAUCAAUAUCUUUUGUAGACAAAAAUAGAUCUCUUUGAAGUAAAGCAUUUUGUUUCUCAAUUUCAACUUUUAUUAAAUAAAUUUAUUUAUGAUCAACAUAAUAAAAUAAAAUACAAAUAAACUUUAAAAUUGUAUAUAGUAAUUAGAAAUUGUAGCACUGGCAAGAUAAAAAAGUAUGCGGGUCAUCAUGGCCCAUCUCUGAUAUUUAUGAAAUAUUUGUGAAAAUUAAAAUGCUUAAGAAGCAUCAUACAGUAACUUUAUAAAUAGAUAAUUAAGUACUAAGUGAUUUUUUGGAAGUUUCCAAUUUGUUCUAAAAAUCUUGAAAACUUUAGAUUCGAGUUUAAUUUUUUCACUUCUCAGAAUCUUUUUUUGAAUUCCUUAAUUUUUUUUUUGAUAUUUUCAAUUGGUUGUAUAACUCACUAUAAAUUAUAUUUUCACAGGUACUAUGUUUAGACAUGAAAAAUAUUCAAUUGGCACCAGCUGUUUCACCCCCACCAAUAGUUAUAAUGACUUUAAAUCCAAGAAUUACCUAUAACAAAAAAACAAGACAAAAUGAAAUAUUAAUUUUAAGUUGUUUAAUACAUACACAAUUUCCAAUAGAUCAAACUCCGCCAACUACUCUUCAUAAUCAAUUUUUUUGUGGUGAUUAAAAUAUUAAUAUACUGUUUAUAUGUCUUUAUUCAAAUUAUUCAACAAUAUAAGUUUAUUUUUUUCUUUUUUUUAUGCUAAUUUUUAUUAGAACAUAACAUGUUCUAAACUAAUUAAAACAUAAAAACUAAUUUUACAAUAUUUAUUUCUGAUGUAUAUAAAUAGCAAUUUCACGACCAACUAAUACACUAUGGCCACCACGAUACCAAGAAGAAUUAAAAAAGUGUGGAGAUCCAUCCAAAAUAAUAAAAAUGGAUUCAGAACGAGCUCUGCUAACAUUUUUUCUUGCAAAAAUGUCUAAAAUUGAUCCAGAUUUGAUAGUUGGACAUGACAUUUGUAGUUAUGUUUUAUCCACACUUGUAAACCGCUUGGAAGCUAAUAAAAUACAAAACUGGUCGAAAAUUGGACGUCUUCGUAGAACUUUAUUUCCAAAAAAAGUAACCAUAAAAAAAUUAUAAUAAAAUAAUACCAUUUAAAAUGGUAUUUUUUUUCAUUUAUUUUUUAGGGUAAAUUUUUUAGUGAAAAAAAUGUUCUCAGUGGUAGAUUGAUUUGUGACACCCAAAUUUCUGCAAAAGAAUUAAUUCGGGCUAGAAGUUAUGAUUUAUAUUCCUUGUCAGAACAGGUAUAUUAUGUUAAUACAAAUUACUGAUAUAUUUUUUAUUGUAACAUGUAUGAAAUAAGAAAUAAUUUAACUAAAUUCAAUUAAUUUAAUUAUUAAAAGUGAUUUAAUUAUCAAAAAAUAUUAUGUCCUGUCUGAUUUAUGUUUUAUUUUAUUCUUUUAGAUUCUCAAUAUUAAAGAAAAUGAACAUUUUAAUUUUUCUGAUGAUGAAGUUAGUUAUAUGUAUUGGUAUGUUUUUAGUAUAAAAUAAAAUCAAUUUAAUUAUUAUGUAUUUUACUAAUAUAAAUUUACAGUUCCAGUGAAUCUUUAAUACAACUCAUAAAAUUUACUAUUAUGGAUACAUCGUGUGUAAUGCGACUUAUGUGUCAAAUGAAUGUAUUGCCCUUAGCACUUCAAAUUACUAAAAUUGCAGGAAAUUUACUAUCUAGAACAUUAAUUGGUGGUCGUGCUGAAAGAAAUGAAUACUUAUUAUUACAUGCUUUUAAUGAAAAAGGCUACAUACUUCCUGAUAAACAAUAUAAAAAGAAAAUUGACCUUAAAGUAAUAUAUUAAUAUUUAUGAAAAUGUACUUUAGUUUGUCAACUUUAAGCAUAAUAAAUAAUUUUAAUUAGGACAAAGAUGAUAGUCAUAUUAAAGACAAUAAUGUUAAACAAAUUGGCCGUAAAAAAGCACAAUAUUUAGGAGGUCUUGUACUUGAUCCAAAAGUUGGUUUUUAUGAUAAAAUGAUUCUACUAAUGGAUUUUAAUUCCCUUUAUCCGAGUAUAAUUCAAGAAUACAAUAUAUGCUUUACUACUAUUAAUUUCCGAAACUUGCAAACAGCUGAUGAAGAGGUUAAUAUUUUCAUAUAACAUACAUUAUUAUAACAACUUAAUUGUUAUUUAUUUGAUUUUAAAUUAGGGUGAUAAUGAAAUGGAAGAAUUAUUAAAAUUAAUACCAAAUCAAACUGUUGCUCGGGGAAUUUUACCUGCUGAAAUUAAAUCAUUGGUAGAUUCACGUAGAGAAGUGAAGAAGUUAAUGAACGAUCAAAAAAUAUCCAAGACACUUAAAGAACAAGUGAGUUAAUAAAGUACAAUAAAAGAAAAAAUAGCAAUAUUAUAUUUUUGUUUCAGUAUAACUUGAGACAAACUGCAUUAAAACUUACAGCCAAUAGUAUGUAUGGAUGUUUGGGAUUUACACAUUCACGAUUUUAUGCUAAACCACUAGCAGCAUUAAUUACUGCUAAAGGACGAGAGAUUUUGAUUAGUACCAAAGCAUUAGUAGAGAAACUAGCUUUUGAUGUUAUUUAUGGAGAUACAGAUUCAUUAAUGAUUAAUUCGAACUGUGUUGAUUAUGAUCAAGUUAUGAAAAUUGGUUAUAAAGUACGAUUAUUUUUAUAUAUAUAUAUAUGUGUAGAACCUUUUAAAAUUAUUUUGUUUUAUAUUAGAUUAAAGCAGAAGUCAAUAAAAUAUAUAAACAAGUUGAAUUAGAUAUUGAUGGAAUUUUUAAGUAUAUGUUGCUAUUAAAAAAAAAAAAGUAUGCAGCUGUAUCUAUAUCAAAACAAUCUUCGGGUGAAUUUUUAACAAAAGAAGAGAUUAAAGGGUUAGACAUUGUAAGAAGGGAUUGGUCACAACUAUCACAAGAAGCUGGGCGGUAAAAUUAUUAUAUUUGAUCAUAAUUAGUAUUAAAAAUAAAAUGUAGCCAAUUCAUUUAUGCCAGUUUGUUAUUAUAGAUUUGUUUUAAGACAAAUAUUAUCUGAUCAGUCUCCCGAAGAAAGAGUAUCAAACAUUUGUGCUCAGUUAAAUAAAUUAAAAGUUGAUUUGGAAGAAAAUAAUGUUCCAUUGGGUUUGCUGGCUAUUAGUAAAACUUUAACAAAAGCCCCUCAAGAUUAUCCUGAUGCUAAAGCAUUACCACAUGUUGCUGUAGCACAACGUCUUAACAAACAAAGUAUCAAAUUUAGACAAGGCGAUACUAUAUCAUACGUUGUGUGUGAAGUAUGUUUUUUUUUUUAAAUGAAUAAUAAAAAUAAUCAAGUUACAUAUAAACAAUAUAAUAAAUUACGAUUUAUAGGAUGGAACAAAUUUGGCACCAACUCAAAGAGUUUAUCAUAUAGAUGAAUUAAAAACCAAUACUUCAUUAAAAAUUGAUAUUAAAUAUUAUUUAGCACAACAAAUACAUCCAGUAAUAAUGAGAUUAUGUUUACCGUUGGAAAACAUUGAUGCUAAAAUGAUUGCGGAACAUUUAGGUUUUGAUUAACUACUUCAACAUAUAUUUUAUUGUAGAGUUAAUUAUAUUUUUUAAACAGGUCUUGAUCCAGCACAAUACCAAAAUCAAAGAACAAAAUCCGAUUAUAUAAAUUCUAUUGAAGAAACUACAAUAGAUUUAGAUGAUGCGACGAGAUUUAAUAAUUGUGAUCAGUAAGUUAAAUAUAUAUUACUUAAAUAUUAUUUUAUUUUUAUACAUAUACAAUUUAGGACUAAUUCAUAUUUUUAACAAUACAUUUUAGAUUUAAAUUUAUAUGUCUUGCCUGUAAAACUAAUGUAGAAAUAUCUGCACCUGCUAUAAAAAAGGUAUAAUAAUAUAAAUUGAUUAUACAAUUUAUCCUACUCGUAAAUGUUAAUUUAAUUUAAUUUUUUAUUUCAAUGUUAUAGCCUAAUGGUCAAUUAGAAUUUUCUUUGGAAAAUUGUUCUAAUCCAGAUUGUUGUAUUCCACCAUAUAAUUAUCUCAACAAAUUAGAAGAUAGUUUAUGGAUAGCUAUAAGAAAACAUACAAUGAAACAUUAUAAAGUAAUACAUUUUUUUUAAUAUUAUUUAUUUAUUUAUUAAGUUGUACAUAUUAAUACUGGGUCCCACUGAGAAGAUUUGAAUUGAGGCUCAGAAAUUCUAAAUUUGUUUAUGCAUCACAUCUUUUUGAUAGGUAUACAGGGUUAUCCAUUUAAAGUGGCUAUACUCAAUAUUUCAAAUAGUUGAAUGUUUUCAAAAGACUAUUUUUUGUUAAUUUAAGAUACAAGUAGUUUUAAAUGUUACAUUUUUAUUAUUCUUAUAGAAGAAACCUACUUUUGUUUUUCAAACAGCAACCUAUACUUAAAAUGCUAUAAUGAGAUGAAAGGGUUAAUUAAAUACAUUUUGGUUUUAGCAUAUUUUAUUUCCAUUAACCUAUAGAUAAAAUAUUCCACUUUUAAUUUUGGGUGGGAGGAGAGUAGUACAGUAUUAUUAAAACUGCCUAUAUAAUAUAAUAUUUGUAUACAAUUAUAUAUCUAUCUCGUAACAUAGUAUCAUAUUAUUCACAUUAUGAUACUAAACCGAUUAUACACAAAUGAACAAAUUGUGUACAAUUGUUAUUGUUUCUAUUCUGACUUAUUGGUUAUUUGAAACUUAAAAGCAAUAAUAUUGUUUGAUUUGCUAUUAAUUUUAUAGUUCAUCUUAGUGGGGUUCAGGCUUUUAGACCAACCCGCUGAAACAAAUUUUGCUGCAUCCUCUCCCUGUUCAAUUGUAUACAUUCAAUUUAUUUAUAAUUAAAUAUGUUUUUCUAGAGUGAUUAUGUAUGUGAUGAUGGUACUUGUGAUUAUAAAAGCAAAUAUAUACCGAGUACAGCUGAUGAAAUUUGUAAACAAUGUGAAUCUGGAACAUUAAAAAGAGAAGUAAGAACCCUAUCAGAUUAUAUAUUUCAUAGUUUAUGCUAAUAGUUAUUAUUAUUUUUUUAAUUAAACCUACAUUUAAAAAUUAUGAUUCGAGCACCAAAUGUUAUAAAAGUAUGAAAAAAUUCCAAGCCAAAAUUAAAAUAAUGAGUGAAACUCAAUGAAUGUUAAAAUAUAGACAAUACUUUUUGACUGAACAAUGUUACUAGAAAAUUAUUAAUAAUACACCACACUAAAAAUAAAAAUAGCUAAAAUAAUAUAUUAUUCGUUUAUUUAUAUUUAUUUAAUAUUUUCAUUUGUAUUGAAGUUUAUUAGUCCAUAGAAUUUUAUUGCAUUAUAUUCAUUCAAUUUUAAUAAUUAGGAAUUUUACUUAAAUAAUUAUUUUAUUGUAUAUACUUUAUUAGCAUAAUAUGUGUUAUGCAUUAUAAGCAUUAUGAUCUAAUAUGAUAUUGUUUUAUUAUUUUUUUUAGUAUUCGUCUGGUCAACUACUAUUUCAAUUGAGAUAUUAUUGGUUUUUGUUUGACAUUGAUAAAGUGUUACAAAGAAAUAAGGAACUUAAAUUGACAAAAGACAAUCCUUUAUAUAUAGCUUAUAACAGACUAAAAGCUAUUGUUGAAAAAGUACUAAAACAUCACGAUUUCUACUAUAUUAAUUUAAAAGAUAUAUUUGGUCGUAACUAAAUUUUUUUAAUUUAAUUUUAUAUAUAUAAUGAUGCAUUUUUUUUUUUACCCAUAUAAUAUUUCUUUAUUAUUAGUUAAUAUAUAUAAUAGUGUACUAUAGUUUUAUUUAUAUCACAAAAUCCAAACAUAUAAAUUUAAAUACAUUUAAGAUUUAGUGUUAUACAUAUAUAUAAAUAUAUUUUUUUUC